AUGACAGAUUUUGUCAACUCCAAUACUCCAACUACAUUAGCUCCUGUGGAGCGUGUUUUUUCACAAUCAGAUUUUGGGUUUCGACCACAUCAUAGUAGUAUGACAAAGAAUAUGCUUUCAAAAUUAACAUUGUUAAAAUCACUAUUAUCCGAAUGUUAUCGAUCUACAGAAUUUUCCCGACAGUUUUGUCGUUUAAUCAAACAAGCACUAAUCCAGUCAAAUAGUUGUGUCAAAUUGAAGGAAUAUUUUUAUACUGUUAACAUUCCACCAGAACGAAAUGAAAUUCAACUGGUCUCCAAUUGGACUUGUACAGAAUACAUUAAUAGACUGUGGACAUCCAUUGUAUUGCAUCAUUUGUCACUUCAAAUACGAUACGAAAACUCUUGGGCAUGGUUGUCAACUCUCGGUGGUGGACACUCAUGUCUCGGUGAAACAAUUUUAACACACGCAUUGCGUGCAGAGAAAAUAUCCAAAGAUCAAUUAUGUUUAGCUCGUGAUAUCGGAGAUCCAAAUGCCAUAAUUAAAUGCUAUUUAUUUAUAGCUUUAAGUUAUUUACAACAAAAAAGAUUUGAAGAAGUCAGUAUCAUAUUACGUUUUCAAUAUCGUUGUAUACAAUCACCAAAUAUAACUGAUCCUCGUUUACCCAUUAUGUGUCGAGCUCUAUGGAGAAAAAUGAAAUAUGCACAGAAACAAGUUCAGCAUUGA
This is a messenger RNA of Didymodactylos carnosus, 705 nucleotides long. The record is from the annotation of a GenBank genome assembly. Lineage: Eukaryota; Metazoa; Rotifera; Eurotatoria; Philodinida; Philodinidae.